AUGGCGACAGGGUCGUCAUCGGAGAGGUCGUUGGAGCAAACACCAACGUGGGCCGUUGCAUUGGUUUGUGCGGUAUUCGUUAUCAUCUCCGUUAUCAUUGAACAUGUGAUUCAUUCAAUUGGCAAGUGGUUUCAAAAAAAGCAGAAGAAAGCAAUGCUUGAAGCCUUGGAGAAAAUAAAAGCAGAGUUGAUGCUGUUAGGGUUUCUAUCAUUGCUAUUAACGGUGGGUACAAAAUAUGUUGCAAAGAUAUGUGUUCCUGAUAGUAUUGGAUACAAGAUGCUUCCAUGCAAAGCCGAACAUUAUGAUGAUGACGAUGAUGGUAAAAAGAAAGAUGGUGGCAAAGGCGGCGACGGCGGUGAUGGUGAUGAUGAACAUCGCCGGAAAUUACUUUUUUUAGCUGAAGAUGUGAUUUUCCGGCGAGUUUUAGCAGCAGCCAAAAAGGACGGUGCUACUUGUGAAAAGGGAAUGGUACCAAUGAUAUCGUAUUCUGCAGUUCAUCAGCUUCAUAUAUUCAUAUUUAUUCUUGCCGUCUUCCAUAUUCUUUAUAGUGUCAUCAUCAUCGUUCUCGGCCUUGCCAAGAUGAAAAAAUGGAAAGCUUGGGAAGCAGAAACUAAAUCUUUGGAGUACGAGUUCACAAAUGAUCCUGCAAGAUUUCGGUUUGCUCAUCAAACCUCCUUCGUAAGACGUCACACUGGACUUUCUACGAAACCCGGAAUUAGAUGGGUGGUGGCGUUUUUCAGACAGUUCUUCGGAUCAAUAUCAAAAGUUGACUAUUUGACUAUCCGUAAUGGAUUCAUAAAUGCACAUUUUGCGCCAAAUAGCAAAUUUGAUUUCCAUAAGUACAUCAAGAGAUCAAUGGAAGAUGACUUCAAGUUUGUCUUGGGUAUAAGUAUUCCGCUUUGGAUGUUCUCGAUCCUGUUUCUACUUCUCAAUGUUCACAAAUGGCAUGCACUCACCUAUCUCUCGUUCGUCCCACUACUGAUUCUUUUAUUAGUGGGUACAAAACUUGAGCUAGUGAUCAUGGAAAUGGCUCAACAAAUUCAAGAUAAGGCAACAAUUGUAAGGGGAGCCCCAGUGGUUGAGCCAAGCAACAAGUUCUUCUGGUUCAAUAGCCCCAAAUUGGUCUUGUUCUUAAUCCAUUUUACUUUGUUUCAGAAUGCAUUUCAAAUGGCGUUUUUCUUGUGGACGGUGUAUGAAUUUGGCAUAAACUCAUGUUACCAUGAGAGCAUAUUGGCAAUUGGUAUUAGAGUUGGAUUGGGUGUGCUUCUCCAUGUCAUGUGUAGCUACAUCACUUUCCCUCUUUAUGCUUUGGUUACACAAAUGGGAUCUCACAUGAAAAGGUCAAUAUUCGAAGAACAAACCUCCAAAGCUCUAAAGAAAUGGCAAAAGGCUGCCAAGGAAAGGAGGAGGUUGCGAGAACUUGGAGAUAGCGGAGGAAGACCAGAUACUUCAAAUUCCGGCAUAAUGAGCAUGGAAAAUACGCCAAGUCGUGGUUCGUCACCAGUUCAUUUCCUUCAUAACAACAAGCACCGAUCAUCCACUGCGGAGAGUGAAAUUGACAUCCCAUCAUCUCCGAGAGCUUUUCCUUCAGAGACCGAACUCUCAGAUACAGAAGGUCCAUAUCAUGCUAGGGAUCAACACAAGAAUCUACAUCCAAAUUUCUCCUUUCCAAAAUCCUAGGGUUUCAAUAGGUACAACAGUUGUGUAGGUUUAUGAUCUUUCAUUUUUAGGGGUAGCACUUUCAC
Molecule: messenger RNA, 1745 nt
Organism: Cynara cardunculus var. scolymus (artichoke)
Lineage: Eukaryota; Viridiplantae; Streptophyta; Magnoliopsida; Asterales; Asteraceae
Product: MLO protein homolog 1-like
Exons: 14
Coding region: 1-1680 (559 amino acids)
Biological process (GO): defense response
Cellular component (GO): membrane
Source: RefSeq, a predicted model, not a curated record